Messenger RNA from Bactrocera oleae (olive fruit fly), 2392 nucleotides. RefSeq lists its product as uncharacterized. Lineage: Eukaryota; Metazoa; Arthropoda; Insecta; Diptera; Tephritidae. The record is from RefSeq and is a predicted model, not a curated record.
CGCCAAACGAAUGAUGGGUGAUGCUUUAAUAAAAUGUUUUCAUAUAUAAGGUGGCAACACUUUUGUUGUCAUUCAGGUAGAACAAACAAAUUUUUGUGUGUUUUUGUUUACCUCUAUAAAUUAUAUUAUGAAUGGUAUUACUAAAGCAUUGAAUAGAUUUAUACAAUGUACUAAAGAUACCAAAGGUAUGGCAAAAACCGGUGAAGAAGUAAAUAAUAUAUUUGAGGAAAUCGAGGAGCUUCUUAAAAACAGUGAGGGCUUAGAAAAAUCCACACGAGACACAAUACCAGUACUAAAAGCACUCAAUGAAAAUGUUGAAUCAAUGAAAAAUCUAAAUAAUAGAAACGAAGGUACCUACGAUAAUAGGCCACAAGUUGCUUAUGAGGAACACGCUUCAAAUUUUUUGCCAGCGUACUCUAAUUAUGAUUAUCUCGUAUCCACGGACUCUCAGUCCUCGCCAGAAGAAGAACUUUCAUUAUACUCGGUGAAUCAAAAUGAACUACAACCUGUUAAUGCACCAUUCAUGGUUCCCGGUAUAUAUAAGAAAAUCGCCAAUGCAUCGGGCGCUAUAACUAAACUUCCACCACAAAAUUAUGCAUUAAAUGUGACGAAUGUUCUAAUGACGACAAAAUGUCUCAAAGGGAAGAUUAUAUCACGGGUUGAUUUUGAAGGCGUCUCAUCUACCGAAGAGUCUGCUGGGCCCAAUUUAAAACCUGUUGAAGAAAGCAGCUUGUCUGAGGCGAAAUACUCUAAUAAUAGUACACCUUCUAAUAACCUUCUAACUUUUGCAUUUAAUAUACACAAAUCAGCAAAACCCGAUUGUAUCAUAAUUGAUAGGGAUAAAAAUGAAGUAAGGCGUGUCCGAGCAGGAAGCAAUCAUCAAAUUUUGUACCGACUUCUAGGUCCCGAAGAUAUAAAUCUACAAAAUAUUCAAACUUUGGCCCACCCUACAUCUGCCAGGAGCAAAAGCUUUUCUUCAAAAGCCAAAAUAGGUCGACCAAGAAAGCAUUAUUUAGUAAAUGGGAAUAAUCAGCAUACGGAAGGUACGUUUAAGAGACAGAAAAUAGAGCCCAUAACCAAAACACUGGAGACAAGUAAAACUGAGACCAAUCGACAGCAGCCAUUAACGCGUACACGGUCCGGUCGCAUAGUUAAAUUUUUAUCGGCUCCAUUGCACACUGAUGAUAUUAACCAAGCCUCAUAUUUAGAAACUGAUAAUGUAAAAACAAUAAUUAACGAAUCCAAAGAUAAGGAUUUUCAAUGCAAAGAAAGGCCUCUUCUAACAUCCAACGAAAAAGGCAAUUUUACUGUAACAGUAUUUGAAACAGGUGGUUUCACAAGCAAUCGCAGGGUACCACCCGAAGCGAUUUGCCCCAAAUGUGGAAAAAUAUUUUUGGGUCGCCGCUUAAAUCGUCAUUUCACACAACAUCCUGACCAUAUGUUAGCGAAAGUUGUUGAAAAUACAUUGGAGGAACAACAAGAUGUACAAGUUGCCACAGACAAUACUAACGAAGAAAUUACCCUUUUCCGCUAUCUUAUUUCAAAAUUGCAGAAACCUUUACUGAACGAAGAUCAACGUGCUGAUCUAUUUCUAAAUGAACUAAAUGAUUUAGUGGAGCAAUUACAGUUGCGGAGUACCCGACUUAUACGUAAUACUUCAGGCUUGCAUUUCGUUGGUGCCCGAACAGCACGAUUGUUGGGUAUACCGGAGGGUCAGUAUGCGCUCGAUAUGUCUGCUAUAGACAGUGAGGCUCCUUUUAUAGAUGCAGAGCAUAACGGUUCGAACGGGGAAGACAGAAAGCGACAUCAGGUCAUACAGCCGGUUGUUACUGUAAGCACUCCCAGCUUAGACUACACAGCAAUCAGUUUGGAUGAUACAUUAACAGAUGAAGCAGCUCAAAAAUUAAAUUUAUCAGCUGGUGGAAAGUUGUUACCACCUUCUGAAGAAAGCCUUUUGCGUGCUGUAGGCGACUUAGUGCAUGAUGGUAUAACGAAAUUGGUAGAUGCGAAUCUACUGCAUCCACCGCGAUCAGUUGUACAAUCAACUGUAACCUCAACUCUCGUGCAGCAAUAUGAUCAUGUGAGCGACAAUGCUGUGGAAGCACUAACUAUUAAAGAGGAUAACGCGCCUCAGGAGGGCACCUCACUACUGGACUUGAAAGUUGACUUCUUUCAGUUCAAAAAUAAUAAAAUAUGAAUUUAUGAGUAGGCGAAAAAACUUAAAAAAUAAAAUAUACUUUAUUUACAUAAUCGUAUAAUGAAAUUCUAGAAAUGUUCCUUAACUAAGAGUUGAGAAAAAAUUGUAUUUAAAAUAGUUUUCCAAAUAAAUAAUGUUUAGUUAUUUAAUGUUUUAUGCAAUAAAAUGGAAAAGGACCUACCGAUGUGAGAAAAA